AUUAUUGGUAGUACGGCUUGGGUUCAGUAAAAACCUUCACGCUUCACACCUCCUCUACUCAUUCACUGUCAGUCUGUCACUACCAGGACAAAGACCCCUCCAAGUUCCAGCGUACAGUCUUCUUUUCCUCCACAUGCAUAGUUUCUCUAUUGUUUCUCUGUAUUUACCUCUCUAUCUAUACAUCUCUGUUUUCAUAUUAAUACGCAUCUUUACCUUGUGGGUCUCAUUGUGAUCUUUCUUUCUUGAUCUUCAAUGCGUUACCCACCUCCACAUUAAUCCCAAACACCCAUUACUCUGUUUUUCACUACUGCAUUUAUCAAAUUUACCUGAAUUAAUAUCAGAUCCCUAGUCCAAGUUACUCAAGAAACCCUAGUAGACAAUUUGGGCAUUGUUGAAAAUUGAUAAUCUUUAGAAGAGAACUAAAGGGUUAUCAAGAUUUGAAACAAGUUCCAUAAAGAUGCCUGCUUUAAAACUUGAGGUAGCUAAACAGCAUUAUGCAACAAGUAGUUUGGUAAUUGGGUAUGCCCUCUGUUCGAGUUUGCUUUCGGUGAUUAACAAGUUUGCUAUUACUAAGUUUAACUACCCGGGCCUUUUGACUGCGUUGCAGUACCUGACUUCAGCUUUAGGGGUUUGGGUUUUAGGCAAAUUUGGGUUGUUGCAUCAUGAUCCGUUUGUGCUCCAGACUGCGAAGAAGUUUCUGCCUGCUGCAAUUGUGUUUUAUCUGGCUAUUUUCUCGAAUACGAAUUUGCUUCGUCAUGCCAAUGUGGAUACUUUUAUUGUGUUUAGAUCAUUAACUCCUUUUCUGGUUGCAGUUGCUGAUACUGCGUUCAGAAGGCAACCGUGUCCUUCGAAGCUUACAUUUGUCGCGUUGCUGACUAUUUUGGGUGGUGCUGUUGGGUAUGUUGUCACGGAUUAUGGUUUUAGCCUUAGGGCGUAUUCAUGGGCAUUGGUUUAUAUGGUUACGAUUACGACUGAGAUGGUUUACAUCAAACACAUGGUGACGAAUUUUGGAUUGAAUACUUGGGGUUUUGUGUAUUACAAUAACUUGUUGUCGUUGAUGAUGGCUCCUUUGUUUUGGAUUGUUACAGGAGAGUAUGCGGAUGUCUUUACUGCAGUUGGAUCGAAUUCUGGGAAUUUGUUUGAUCCUGUUGCAUUUUCGGCAGUAUCAUUGUCUUGUGUUUUUGGGUUGCUUAUCAGUUUCUUUGGGUUUGCUGCUAGGAAGGCAAUCUCAGCAACAGCAUUUACAGUGACUGGUGUCGUUAAUAAAUUCCUCACGGUUGCAAUCAAUGUGACGAUUUGGGAUAAGCAUGCUACUCCAGUUGGUUUGCUUUGCCUCCUAGUGACACUUGUAGGAGGUGUUAUGUACCAGCAGUCAGUUACUGGAGUUAGUAAUGUUCAGUCUCAGCCUAAGCAGGUGGAGGGUAAAACUAGUGGUGAAGACGAGGAUAAGUAAAGGAAAUAUAUGGUAAAGUUUCUGGUAAAUGAGCACUUUUCACUUCUUUUAGCCGUCAAGGAACAUACUGUUAAAAUGCCCACUUACUGUGUGAUGGCCAUGUAUCUUAUAUUCAAUUAUCUUUUGUAAUUCUGUUUGAAAUCUAAAAUUUGCACUUACUUCUAGGUUGCUUGCUUCACACUUGAUGGAGUAGAUAGAUUCGUUGUCUAUUUAGAGCUAAGAUUUGUGUAGCGCCAAGAAUCUUAAUAUUGGUUAAAAAUGAGGUUGAAUUCUUA
This is a messenger RNA of Daucus carota subsp. sativus, 1728 nucleotides long. Its product is annotated as GDP-fucose transporter 1. NCBI's taxonomy places the organism in Eukaryota, Viridiplantae, Streptophyta, Magnoliopsida, Apiales, Apiaceae. Gene Ontology annotation, molecular function: antiporter activity; GDP-fucose transmembrane transporter activity. The coding region runs from base 458 to 1453 and encodes 331 amino acids. Gene Ontology annotation, cellular component: Golgi apparatus. The record is from RefSeq and is a predicted model, not a curated record. The transcript has a single exon.